Batrachochytrium dendrobatidis JAM81 is the source of this 1863-nucleotide messenger RNA. RefSeq lists its product as uncharacterized. Lineage: Eukaryota; Fungi; Chytridiomycota; Chytridiomycetes; Rhizophydiales. Bases 1 to 1863 code for a protein of 620 amino acids. Gene Ontology annotation, molecular function: protein binding. The record is from RefSeq and is a predicted model, not a curated record. The transcript has 2 exons.
AUGAAAGUAUCUGUAGGUCAUGUUUCCAAGAGAAUAUGCCAAAGAUCUUUGCAGAAUAAAACAUCAAUUAAUCCAACAGCUUCUGUUCAUGGCAGACAUCAUCGAGUGUUUAGAGAGCCGCACAUAGACUUUUUGAAACUGUUGAGCAAUGAGCUUGUAGUGCACAUCUUUCUCUGUCUUGAAGUUGAAGAUGUUAUUCGUCUUUCGCAGGUAGCAACUCACUGGCGCUGCAUGGCCUAUGACCGGAUUAUAUGGCGAACACUGUUCAUCACUCGGUUUCUUCGUCCGUCUAUUUCAUCACAAACACACUCGAAUCACCUUGUCCGCUAUGAGCAAACCAAAGAUAUACCGUUACCAACUGGAUCUGGAUAUUAUUGGUUUCGCCUUUACCGGAUCAACCACAAUUGGGUUACCGGAUCUUAUUCAUCAAAGCGAAUUGAUGUGGGCACCAGCUCACUGAUGCAUAGUUUGCCUUUGACUCGGGCAUUGGUUGCAAUGGGAGAGAACUGGUUGUUCUACCCAGAUUGGCAUGAGCAUUUAACCCACACCGGUCGGAUUUGCUGCUUGAACUUGUCUACUUUUCAGAAUGGCCCUUGGUUUGAGCUCAACUCGGUACUGCCAACAUGUACUGCAUCCAUUUCAAUUCUCAAAAUUGUCAAGCCAUCUCCAGUCCAGUCAGGACUCUUUGUUGGUCUAACUGAUGGCUCUUGGCUUUUGUUGGACAUUGACGGUUUUGGAACCUUGUCUGUCUUGUCAAAAUACACGGCAACAUGCAGCUUAAAGGUUCAAGAUUGCAGUGCCAGCAUCGUGACCGUGUCUGUUCUUGAUAAAGUUGUGUGCACUUGCUCUGAAAACUCAAAAAUUGGUCUGUUUUCCUUGAAUUCUGGACUGAUGGCACGACACAUAGCAUCGCUUACUGGCAUUCGAGGUCCGUGUCCAAUUGAUUUACACCUGUCACUUUCCAACAGCGAUGGAUCAUUCACUACUCCCAGGACGUUUCUGCUCAGCAUUGCAUCUGGCUCGUCUAUAUUUGGUGGUGGCUGGGAGCCUUAUAUUCAACAGGUCUUUUUCACAGAAACUGCAAUUGUUUCGUCUUGCCAACUUCUUCCAUCAUAUGCAACCAUUGAUUCGUACAAGUCUAAUUCAUCACGCUCGGAUGGUCACUGCAUACACCACGCAUUGCUUUCAGAUGCUGCAAAAUCGUCACUUUUGGGACUGUAUUGGAAUCCAUUUACAAUGGCAAUGGAGCCAGUCGUUCAUUCCUAUGCUCCUAUAUGUUUGAUCUCGUUAUUUCCCCCCUUUGUUGUUUGUGCACAUAUGGACAACUCUAUUCAAAUAUACACCCUGACCAGUUCAGAGCAGGCCACUACAUGUAUUCGCUGCACUUCAAAAUCAGAUAAAAAGCAGUUUAUUCUUAGGCAUUCAAAAACUCUUUUUGGACAUACUUCACGUGUGACUGCAAUGGUUCUUGUGCGUGGCAGACUCAUUACGUGUGCGAUGGAUGGUAUCAAAAUCUGGGAGUUUCCUGAUGUGAAUAUGCACCGCUUGGUCUACGCACUUCCUUUUUCAAACUCUAUUCCAACACUAUCAGCUAUUUCUGACAUCGAUAUAGAAGAUACAAAAGCAGAAUUUCCAAACAUGCCAAUAGUUACGCUAAUGGACAAAGCGUCUCGUGCCGAGUUUCUGAAAAAUGUUGGUGUGAUGGGAACUGUUACAUCUUGGGUUGGUGUCGAUCACACCAAGAUCGUACUGCAUGAAACUACAUCUAUUUUGAAUUUUUCAGCCGAAUGUAGCAACCACAGUACUACUAACUCCAGACAAGUUGGACAACAGCAUACCAUCAGAGUUGUAUCAUUUUUGUGA